AUGCAUCCAUUUAAUCAACCUACCAAUUUUUGGUACCAGGUCCCUAUUGGAUCCGAUGUGGAAUUAGCUCAGAUUCCAUGUAAUGACGACAGUAGACAUGAUUUGCUGUUAUCCUGCAAGGUUGAAGGUUAUAUUAAUAUAUACGUCAGAUCACAGCUCAAAAGACAUGAAUUGGAAAAGGCUGGGCUUAUAUCUAUUGAAUUUGCGGAAUUAUGUCAGGCUUAUGAUGAAGAAUUAAAUGUAUCAGAACAUUUAGCAUCACGCAAAGACAAAUAUUAUAAGAGUGCAUCCUAUACGAUUGUAGAUAAUGAUGAUAACGAUCAAAUUGAUGUAAAAUUGAAGGUUGGUUAUGUUAUAGAUGUUUUGGAAGAUUUAUAA
Molecule: messenger RNA, 378 nt
Organism: Rhizophagus irregularis DAOM 181602=DAOM 197198
Lineage: Eukaryota; Fungi; Glomeromycota; Glomeromycetes; Glomerales; Glomeraceae
Source: RefSeq, a predicted model, not a curated record